Messenger RNA from Aegilops tauschii subsp. strangulata, 888 nucleotides. Its product is annotated as calmodulin-binding protein 25. NCBI's taxonomy places the organism in Eukaryota, Viridiplantae, Streptophyta, Magnoliopsida, Poales, Poaceae. Gene Ontology annotation, biological process: response to osmotic stress. Gene Ontology annotation, molecular function: calmodulin binding. The record is from RefSeq and is a predicted model, not a curated record. Gene Ontology annotation, cellular component: nucleus.
ACAGUCUGGACCCACAGGUCAGCGCGCUCGCUGACCACCGAGCCCGUCGGCCCGUCCACACACCCACGCCAUCCUUCUUCUCUCCCUAUAUCAAUCCUGCGACCCUUCUUCCUCUCAGUUCAAGCCACGGCCGCAGCUAACAGCAAGCAAACGCAGCCUAGCUAGCUCUCACAUCACAGACGCAUGAUGCUCACCGCCAUGCAGCACAUGGACUCCUCCGCCUACGCAUCGUCGUCCACGGCGUCACCAUGGCAGCAACUGCUGACGGCCCAACGCGGCCACCCGUUGCGCUACGAGGAUCUCGCAUCCCUCCCCGCCGCCGCGCACGCGCCGGCGGCGCAGCAGCAGCACAGACCCGCGCGCCGCGUCGCCAGGCGGCGGCCGCGCCCGUCGCGGCGGCUGCCCACGACCUACAUCAGCGCCGACCCCGCGGAGUUCCGCCGCAUGGUGCACCAGGUCACGGGCGCCGACGAACUCCUCCUCCCGCUGGCCCAGCAGCCGACGGAGGGGAAGCCCCUCCUCCCCGCGCUCGCCGCCCACGCAGCUCCUUCGUCGGCCGGCGGGGCGCUGCUGCUGCCGACGCUGGACACGUCGGCGUUCCUGCUCGGCGGGUGCAGGGCGAGGCCGUCCACCGCGCGGACGGAUGCGAUUGCGAUGCCACCGCCGACGUCUCGCGACGGGUCGCUACCGCUGGACAGCACUAGCGGCGGCAGCAGCAGCUGUGGUUUCCCGACCUUAGAGUCGUGGGAUCUUCUCUGAACCCACCCUCUCUGCGCACAUAUGCAUGGUGCUUCUUUCUUCUGGCUGUGACCGGAGCUUCAUUGUUGGCAAAUGGCUACCAUAUAUGUGUUCGUCUUGUUGUUAAUCUGAGCUUAAUUAUUCCUAUUA